Lathyrus sativus (Indian pea) is the source of this 513-nucleotide messenger RNA. NCBI's taxonomy places the organism in Eukaryota, Viridiplantae, Streptophyta, Magnoliopsida, Fabales, Fabaceae. The record is from the annotation of a GenBank genome assembly.
AUGGCUGAUGAGGUAGUCAAGGCUAACACACACAAUGUCAUGCAAUUUGAUCGCGAAAGAUUAUGUUUCAUGGUGCAGAAAAAAAUUAAUCAACACGAUGGUCGUCCAACGGGUACUUACAGCAUUGACCUGAGGAAUCGUUCGUGUGACUGUGGAAAAUUUCAAGCAUUUCACUUGCCUUGCUCCCACGUGAUCGCGACAUGUUCUAGCAUACAACAAGACUACACAAUUCACAUUCCAGAGGUCUUCACAGGACUCAACGUAUUCAAAGUCUACAAAGAAAGCUUCUUGAGACUACCGCACGAGGAGAACUGGCCAAAAUAUGAAGGUUUUACUCUAUGCCACGACGAUUCCAUGAGAACAAAGAAAAAGGGACGUCCAACUAGUAGUAGAAUUAGAACUGAGAUGGACGACGCUGAAAAAGAAAAAAGGUGUGGGAUUUGCAGAGAAAUAGGUCAUAUGCGUAGAAAAUGUCCUAAUGUUGUCGGUCCGUCAAACCGACCACAUAGAUAA